UCUGAUCCCAGUGGCCAUACUGCCUUGUCCAGGUCCACCCAUCUUUGAAGCAUGAGUUCCCAUCAGCAAAAGCAGCCCUGCACAGCUCCUCCUCAGCUACAUGAGCAGCAAGUGAAACAGCCUUGCCAGCCACCACCUCAGGAGCCAUGCGUCUCACAAAUCAAGUCACCCUGUGACACCAAGGUUCCUGAGCCCUGUGACACCAAAACUCCUGAGCCCUGCCACCCCAAGGUUCCUGAGCCCUGCCACCCCAAGGCUCCUGAGCCCUGCCACCCCAAGGCUCCUGAGCCCUGCCACCCCAAGGCUCCUGAGCCCUGCCACCCCAAGGCUCCUGAGCCCUGCCACUCCAAGGUUCCUGAGCCCUGCCACCCCAAGGCUCCUGAGCCCUGCCAUCCCAAGGCUCCUGAGCCCUGCCACCCCAAGGUUCCUGAACCCUGUCCCUCAACCGUCGCUCCAAUACUAGCCCAACAGAAGACAAAGCAAAAGUAAUGUUGUCCAAAGCUGUGUGUUGGGGAAAUGACCACCGAUGGAUGCUGUGCCUCAAUUUCCAUUCUGUUUGAAUAUACUUAUAUCACAGCCCCACCUCUCUUUCUAUCUUUAAAUUAAGUACUGGAAAGCUUUAUUUUAACCUAUUAAUGUGGGGCCUCUGGGUCUUGGAAUUGAGCCGAGGACUUGGUAGCUGUGCUAGUUUGUCCACUCAGAAUUCUUUUGAAAAGAGACCAAGUUACAAAUGAUUGGGUUCUGUUAUGUUUCUAUUAAAUUUCCUUCCACUCCU
This is a messenger RNA of Rattus norvegicus (Norway rat), 775 nucleotides long. RefSeq names its product small proline-rich protein 1B (gene Sprr1b). Lineage: Eukaryota; Metazoa; Chordata; Mammalia; Rodentia; Muridae. The record is from RefSeq and is marked validated. The transcript is spliced from 2 exons. The coding region runs from base 52 to 489 and encodes 145 amino acids. Gene Ontology annotation, cellular component: cytoplasm.